Symbiodinium natans is the source of this 1023-nucleotide messenger RNA. The record is from the annotation of a GenBank genome assembly. Lineage: Eukaryota; Dinophyceae; Suessiales; Symbiodiniaceae.
AUGCAUCCUUCGACAGUUGUAGUCCGCUCGCGACGGAAGGGCAUGCUGGUCAAUCGCUUUCCGGCCCUAUGCUCGGAGCCAAACGGCAAGGUGGUAGCCAAUAGGUUCGGGCGUGCACAAGCUUGGGAGAUGUGGACGCUGGAGUGCAUCGGAGACAAGGUUGCCCUUCGUUCUCAUCAUGGCAAGUAUCUCACGGCCAAGAAGGAUGGAUCUGUUGUAGCAACGCAAAGUAAAGCCAGGAGCUGGGAAAAGUGGACCAUGGAGAAUGCCCCAGGCUCCGACGGUUACAUCAUCACUUUCAAGUCCUGCCACGGCAAGUACCUCUGUGCCGAUGAUGGACACUUCCUCAACGUUGGGGUUGGGAACGUCGUGCGCGCUGAUCGGGAUGCACGUGGCGAGUGGGAGCAGUGGACGCUCAGCACGCCUGAUGACGUUCCAUUGGUCCGAACGGACAUCAUUUCUGCCGUUGGUGCCGCAGGGUGUGCUGGGGCACUGGGGACAGCAGGUGCUCUUGCGUUGACCCCGGCCGUUGCUGGUGCACUUGGAUUCACAGCUCAAGGAAUCACGGCAGGGAGUGCAGCCGCCGGUAUGAUGUCGGCCGCCGCGCUGGCAGAAGGAGGCGGUGUCGCCGCAGGGAGUACAGUCGCGACCCUUCAAGCCGUUGGAGCCACAGGUGCGGGCGCCCUUGCCGGCACGGCAUUGGCUGGGACCAUCUGCGCCGCGGCUAUCCCAGUGGCCAGCACUGUGGGGCUGGUUGUCUGGGGCGGUGUCGUCGCCACCCGUAGCUUUCUAGACAACCCCCUCAAGAAAAAACCGCCACCCGGCAAGUGGCUACUUGGAACAGAGGAGGGGGUAAACAAUGUGCUGUUCUAUGAGUUCCAGGAUGAGCCAGCCGCCGUACGUGCCUUCGAUGACGUGAAAACAGCACGGGUGCUUUUCAACCGGAAGCACGAGGAGGUGCGAUCGGGAGGCUGGAACGGAGAAUCGGUCAAAACCAUCCGAAACGUUGCCAAAGGCCACUGA